UGAGAAUAAAAGCCAGCCUUGUGGGGAAAAUCAUUCUGCUUACCCUCUCACCACCCUUGUGAUUGUUUCUGACUUGCGUAUAUUUAGCAUAAUGGCAGGCAAACCAACUCUGUCAGAUGCCCUUGCAGUGAUGGUGGGCAUUUUCCACGAAUAUGCAGGCAAGGAUGGAAAUGCAUGUUCACUGAAUAAGGGAGAGUUUAAAGCCUUGAUCGAGUCACAGUUCCCACAUGUGUUUGAGAACUCUAAAGACAAAGAAGGAAUACAGAAACUCAUGAAUGAUCUGGACCGCGACAAGAGUGGCGAAAUUGAUUUCACAGAGUACAUGACAUUUCUAGCUUCAUUGGCAGUAGUGUGCAAUGAAUACCUUCUUCAAAGCUUGAAAGAGGGCAAGAAGUCAUGCAAAUAAAUGAAAAACAAUGCAGUACUAAGUAUUUGCUUUUCAGAUGUUUUGUAUUUUGAUAAUAAGAAAAUCAAAUAAAAGGCCAUUAUAGCUUCAAAA
Messenger RNA from Polypterus senegalus (gray bichir), 499 nucleotides. Its product is annotated as protein S100-A2-like. The transcript has 3 exons. The record is from RefSeq and is a predicted model, not a curated record. Lineage: Eukaryota; Metazoa; Chordata; Cladistia; Polypteriformes; Polypteridae. Bases 92 to 406 code for a protein of 104 amino acids. Gene Ontology annotation, molecular function: calcium ion binding; transition metal ion binding.